This is a messenger RNA of Fusarium redolens, 665 nucleotides long. RefSeq lists its product as uncharacterized. Lineage: Eukaryota; Fungi; Ascomycota; Sordariomycetes; Hypocreales; Nectriaceae. The record is from RefSeq and is a predicted model, not a curated record. The transcript has a single exon. Bases 44 to 469 code for a protein of 141 amino acids.
CCUUGCGUAGAGCAGACCAACCACAACUUGUCAGCCAUGCAUCAUGCUUACAACAUUUGCUUUAAUGACCGUUUGCAUAGUGCUCUUAAGGCAGCCAACCGGAACGUCAAUGCGCUGUAUUUCUAGAAUAAAUAGGACGGUUACAGCCCAUAAUAAGAGCUUCCAUUCUUAUUCUGUUAAUUAUGUAGCUCGCCACGCACUCUAUCAUCUCGAAAUCUACGUCUUAGACUUUGGUCACAAACUCCAACUUGAACAAAGCCAAACAAGUUGCUGGUCCGCAAGAGCCACCCGACAUUAUGCCCGACCGCCCUCUCACCCGCAAAGAAGUCGAGGAGGACUUUCAGAAACAGCUCGCCCUCCUCGAGCAGCAGAACAAAGAAAGAUUCGAAAAAGCCCAAAAGAAUCAAUCCUCCAGCUCAUCGACACAGGACACCGAUCGUCACACCUAGGCAUGGGGCUCCUUUAUUAACCCCGCUAUGCAUGAUGGGCGUCUAAGUGAAGGGAGGGAAGAGACCCAGGAUAAGGAUGGGAAUAGCCUAUGGAGAUUGAAAAAUUAUGUAUCGAUAGUAGUUCAUCGACCAUCAUUAUCUCUUGCAAGCUCCAUACUCUAUAUUGAUCUUUGUAACACCAGUGAAAGUCUUGAGCCAAGAGAAUUCCGAGUAAAA